GCCGGCGGCUGAUCAGUCGAGUAGCUGACGUUACGACCGUUCGGACCGGUUUACGGUUUCGCGGUUUCGAAAAACUGCGGUGAAAGUUUUAGCUUUUUUCUUCCUCCGAGAACGUCGCUGAUACUAUUCUGCCGCUCGCUUCUUAUCGCGGUUUUUUUGACAGUUUCCUACAUCUCGUUCGUUUCGAUUGUCAAGCAAAAAAAUCGUUCUGUCUCGCGAAGGGAUAGACGACGAGGACAUCCGUACCGUCGUGUUUCGUCCACCGCUGGACGUUCUCGCGAAAUCAUGGAGGUCCUGCCGUGUCCUGUCAACGUGGACUUCAGCAACACCAGAGCUGGAAGCGCGACGGACGAAUUGGACGGUGCUUGCCAGGCGCUGGCAAAGAGGCUGGAAGUCGAGCUUAGAAGAGCUAAACACGCCCAGUUGGCCUGCGGCGAGGUCCUCCUACCGGCCAAUUUGCUGCCUAAGGUAGCCAAAGAUGUACUUACUAUGGCAGAGAACGAGCCCUGUGGCCUUAGAGGCUGCACGCUAUUCAUUAGCUUCGAGACGGACAGCAUGUGUCGCAAACUGUCGAAAAUACAGUGCGAUCCGAAUGCUGUGUCGACGUUCGAGCUCUAUCUCACAUUGAAGCAGGAUCACACGUCCUGGCACAUGCUGCUACCUCAAUUCUUAAAAAAUCUCACGCGUGGAGGUACCAUCAUGAUCAGUAGGGAAUUCACUCUGGAGAAGAAAAAACUCUACAGAUCCUACCAACAAUCUCAUUGAAGAGCUUCGAGAUCACAAACGUUUUGCACGUUUUUCAUCCGUUUUUUUGCAUGUGCGUUAAACGGAUGCAGCCAUUUUUGUCAGUUUGCCAAUUCGCCCUACGGGCGAAUGUCAACUGAAUUUGUACAAUAUCGCAAAACCAGGGAAAGAAGAGAUUCUAAGGAUGACGGACGCAACAAUGCAGAGCAGAGGUUAGACUUUUGGCAUUGUAAUGACACGUGAUCGCGAGGUGUUUUGCGUUCAACCCUUUAACUGGAAAAAAUAUGUUUUGAUUUUCCAUCCAAAGUAACUUUAGAGAGAAGCUUACUCUCUCUCUCUCUAAUUUGGGUGGAGAAUCGUUUCGCUUUAUGCUUUAAUUUUAGUUGCAAAGAACGCGACUGUCUUUCGAAAAAUUAGACCUCGUGUCUAAUAUGAUUUAAUAAUUCAAAAAUCUUGACAACUAGAAGUUAAAGAAACCAGAAUUUAAACAACUAGUGAUUUCAGAAUCUAGUUUUUGAAAGAGUUUAAUAUAUUUUUUGAGUUAUACAGGAAUUCUAAAAACUGCAAGAACGAUUUUCAUUGUUAAGCAGCGAACCGGUUAAAAGGUUUAACGACGAUAUCGCUCUUUGUUUUGUCCGCUGUCACCUUGCAAUAUUAUAUCCAAGGAGAAGAGAGGCCUAUGCGUAUGAUAAUUGUGAUAGUGCGAGAUAAAUUCUAUAUAGUAGCAGCAGCAGCAGAUCUUGUCGCGAGAAGAGGUUCUCGCGUUUUCGUUCUCGAAGGAGAGACAUGUGAUUAUAAGACUUGUAACAAAUUUCACGUGAUAUGUAGCGAAUAUAAUUAGUUUUAGAGAGAGAGAGAGAGAGAGAGAGAGAGAGAGAGAGAGAGAGAGAGAAAGAA
Molecule: messenger RNA, 1641 nt
Organism: Nylanderia fulva
Lineage: Eukaryota; Metazoa; Arthropoda; Insecta; Hymenoptera; Formicidae
Product: protein charybde
Biological process (GO): regulation of TOR signaling; apoptotic process; negative regulation of signal transduction
Cellular component (GO): cytoplasm
Source: RefSeq, a predicted model, not a curated record